Anolis carolinensis (green anole) is the source of this 3141-nucleotide messenger RNA. Its product is annotated as myotubularin-related protein 3-like. The coding region runs from base 285 to 3008 and encodes 907 amino acids. The record is from RefSeq and is a predicted model, not a curated record. Gene Ontology annotation, cellular component: cytoplasm; membrane. Gene Ontology annotation, molecular function: metal ion binding; phosphatidylinositol-3,5-bisphosphate 3-phosphatase activity; phosphatidylinositol-3-phosphate phosphatase activity. The transcript is spliced from 18 exons. Lineage: Eukaryota; Metazoa; Chordata; Lepidosauria; Squamata; Anolidae. Gene Ontology annotation, biological process: phosphatidylinositol dephosphorylation; regulation of autophagy.
CCUUCCCUCAGCGUCGGCGCCGCCAUGUUGGGCCGGGCUUGUCUCUGAGGGAGAGGCCGGCGGAGGCGCGCGCAGGCCGCUCGGCCCAUCGAGCCGCCCAUCAAUCAAUCGAUCGAUCGAUCGACCUGUCAAUCAACCCAGGGUCCCCGUCGCCGGCCAUGGCUCCGGGCGGGCUGCUGCAGUGUCUGUGCUUCUCGGCUUCUGGCAUGAGAUGAAGGAAGACGGCCUUCCCUUAUUCGUCCUUGAGUGAGUGAGUGAAUUCUGCCUGCAACCGCCGGCCCAACAUGGAGCAGGAGGCCACGCAGGAGCAUCAGCACCAGCAGGAAGCCAACCAGACGUUUCCCCGGAAGCAGCUCGUCCGCGAAGAUGACAAUCUCCAGGUGCCCUUCCUGGAGCUGCACGGGGAGAGCACGGAGUUUGUGGGCCGGGCGGAGGAGGCCGUGAUCGCGCUCUCCAACUACCGCCUUCACAUCAAGUUCAAGGAGUCCCUCGUCAAUAUCCCGCUGCAGCUGAUUGAGAGCGUGGAGUGCCGGGACCUCUUCCAGCUCCACUUGGUCUGCAAGGACUGCAAGAUCAUCAGGUGCCUGUUCUGCAGCCCGGAGCGGAGCCAGGAGUGGCAGCGGCGCCUGUCGGAGGCCACGGGGCCCCCCUCGCGCCUGGAGGGCCUCUUCUCCUUCGCCUUCCACGCCUGGUGCACCCACGUCUACGCCAGCGAGAAGGAGCAGCACGGGGACCUCUGCCGGCCCGGGGAGCACGUGGCCUCGCGCUUCAAGAACGAGGUGGAGCGCAUGGGCUUCGACAGGAACCACGCCUGGAGGGUCUCCAACAUCAACGAGAAGUACAGGCUGUGCAGCAGCUACCCGCAGGAGCUCAUCGUCCCGGCCUGGAUCUCCGACAAGGAGCUGGAGAGCGUGGCCGCCUUCCGAUCCUGGAAGCGCAUCCCCGCCGUGGUUUACAGGCACCAGAGCAACGGGGCGGUCAUUGCGCGCUGCGGCCAGCCGGAGGUCAGCUGGUGGGGCUGGAGGAACGCCGACGACGAGCACCUGGUCCAGUCCGUGGCCAAGGCCUGCGCCGUGGACGCCCGGGCCAAGGUGGCCGACCCGCGAGGAGGGCGAGGGGGGGGCGGAUACGCCGACCCAGAGUUCGGGAAGGACGGCGCGGAGCCCCCGAAGCUGCUCAUCCUGGACGCACGCUCCUACGCCGCCGCCGUGGCCAACCGGGCCAAGGGAGGGGGCUGCGAGUGCCCAGAGUACUACCCCAACUGCGAGGUGGUCUUCAUGGGCAUGGCCAACAUCCACUCCAUCCGGAAGAGCUUCCAGUCCCUGCGCCUGCUCUGCAGCCAGGUCCCCGACCCAGGAAACUGGCUCUCGUCGCUGGAGGGCACCAAGUGGCUGCAGCACCUGUCGGUCCUGCUGAAGUCGGCGCUGCUGGUGGUGCACGCGGUGGAGCGGGACCGGCGCCCGGUGCUCGUGCACUGCUCCGACGGCUGGGACCGCACCCCCCAGAUCGUGGCCCUGGCCAAGCUGCUCCUCGACCCCUACUACCGGACCAUCGAGGGCUUCCAGGUGCUGGUGGAGACGGAGUGGCUGGACUUUGGGCACAAGUUUGCCGACCGCUGUGGGCACGGGGAGCAGGCGGGCGACCCCAACGAGCGCUGCCCGGUCUUCCUGCAGUGGCUGGACUGCGCCCACCAGCUCCAGAGGCAGUUCCCCUGCUCCUUCGAGUUCAGCGAAGCAUUCCUGGUGAAGCUGGUCCAGCACACCUACUCCUGCCUCUUUGGCACAUUCCUGUGCAACAACGCCAAGGAGCGCGGCGAGAAGCACACCCAGGAGAGGACCUGCUCCGUGUGGUCCCUGCUCCGGCCCGGGAACAAGGCCUUCCAGAACCUGCUCUACUGCUCCCAGUCCGACUCCGUGCUGUUCCCGGUGUGCCACGUGCGGAACCUCAUGCUCUGGAGCGCCGUCUACCUGCCCGGCUCCUCCCCCUCGACCCCUGCCGACGACCCCUGCACCCCCUACCCGCUCCCGGCCCCCGGCCCCGAAGAGGCCCCGCUGGGCAGGCUGCCCAAGACCCGCUCCUUCGACAACCUGGCCUCGGCCUGCGACGGCGGCCACAGCGGCCCCCCUCCCGCCGCCCGGCGCAGCAGCGACCCCAGCCUGGGGGAGAAGUGGCCGGAGCACCGCCGCUCCCUGGAGCCCAGCGACCCCUUCGAGGGGGGCCGGGGGGCGGAGCUCUCCCUGGCGGUGGCCCCGGGCCAGAUGGAGAACAUCCUGCAGGAGGCCACGGAGGAGGAGGAGGCGGGCCCCACCGACACCCCGGCCCCCCCGGAGGCCCCGAGCGCCUCCUUCCCGUGGCUGGGCACCGGGGAGGAGGCGGAGGCGCUGGAGCUGCACCGCUUGGCCGCCUCCCUCAACCGGACCCCCCCUCCCGCCCCCUCCCCCUGCGCCCUGCCCUUGCGCGACUACGGGGGGGGCGGCCGGAGGGGGGCGGCCGGAGGGGAGCCGCGGGGGGCCCCGCCGCCUCCGCUGCCGCCCGGCAGCCCCGACCCGCCCCCCGCCCCCCGCGGCCCCCUGGACGACGACGACGGGAUGCCGGCCUACGCGGACGCCGUGCAGCAGCGGCUGCGGCAGAUCGAGAGCGGGCACCAGGCGGAGGUGGAGACCCUCCGGAAGCAGCUGCAGGAGCUGCGCAGCCGCCUCGAGGGGCGCCUCCUCAACGGCGCCCUCCACUGCAACGGACUCCCCUGCGGACUCGGACAGGUGGUGACGCGCUGGCCCCCCGACCCCCUGGGCGCCCACUGCCACGGCUGCGACAGCGCCUUCUGGCUCGCCAGCAGGAAGCACCUCUGCAGGAACUGCGGGAACGUCUUCUGCGCCUCGUGCUGCAACCAGAAGGUCCCGGUCCCGGUCCCGGAGCCCAUCCGCCUCUGCAAGGCCUGCUCCUCCGGACUCGGGCCCCACAACAACGACCCCACUGCCGCCACCGCCACCGCCGCCCACUCGAACUGAACCAAGGGGGGGGGGCGUCAUGGCCGCCGCGGAAAGACCCGGAAGGGGGCGGCCAUUUUGUAACUGGAUUUUGCUGGAACCCGGGCGGGGGCGACGCGUGUUUGUCGGUUCGGUGGUCGUUGUCGCUGCUGCU